CUUCUUGAAGCUGACCAAUCAGAAUGCAGGAAGGGGAUUGCUGUCAGGGCAUAUGUGGCUUUAGCACAAACCAGACGUUCGGCAAAAUAGCAGCGGAAAAAGACUGAUGAGCCAGCAUGUGGAGCAGGUCAUUUCAGUGACAUGGACAAGUACGAAAACGUGAAGCAGAUCGGGGAGGGCUCCUUUGGGAAGGCCAUCCUAGUCAACUCGAAAGAGGAUGGACGCCAGUAUGUCAUUAAGGAGAUUGGCAUCUCUGGGAUGUCAACCAAAGAGAGGCGGGAGUCUCGGAAAGAGGUGUCUGUUCUCGCCAACAUGAGUCACCCCAACAUUGUCCAGUAUAAGGAGUCAUUUGAAGAGGGCGGUUGUUUGUACAUUGUAAUGGACUACUGUGAGGGCGGAGACCUGUUCAAGAAGAUCAACUCUCAGAAAGGAGUGCUUUUCUCUGAAGACCAAAUCUUGGACUGGUUUGUGCAGAUUUGUUUGGCGCUCAAACACGUGCAUGGUCGCAAGAUUCUGCACAGGGACAUCAAGUCACAGAACAUAUUUCUGACCAAAGAUGGGACGGUGCAGCUUGGAGACUUUGGGAUUGCGAGGGUCCUGAACAGCACUGUAGAGCUGGCCAGGACUUGCAUUGGAACGCCAUAUUACUUAUCGCCAGAGAUUUGUGAAAACAAACCAUACAACAACAAAAGUGAUAUCUGGGCUCUCGGCUGUGUCCUGUAUGAGAUGUGCACCCUGAAGCAUGCAUUUGAGGCUGGAAACAUGAAGAACUUGGUUCUCAAGAUCAUCCGGGGCUCGUACCCCCCUGUGUCAGUCCACUACUCCCCAGAGCUGCGCUCCCUCCUGGCUCAGCUGUUCAGGCGAAACCCCCGAGAGAGGCCGUCAGUCAGCAGCAUCCUAGAAAAGCCCUUCCUGUCUUGUAGGAUAGAGAAGUUUCUCCCCCCACAGAUAAUUGCUCAGGAAUUUCGCCAUACUUUUAUUCACAAACAGCCUAAAAUGGUUGUGGCACAGGUGCCAACAGCCCUAAAGAUCACCAAACCAGCCUGCAAAUACGGAGUGCCUUUAACCGUGAGGAAAGUUACCGAUGGAGCCAGAAAGCCCUCAGACAGGAGGGCAGCUCUAAAACACAAACCAGCACCUCUGCCAGCAGCCCACCUGAGAAGAGGGAGUCAGGUGGAGGAGGAGAGGAAAAAGCAGGAGGAAAACAUGAAGAAGAAAAGGAUGGAGCUGAUGGAGAAGGACAGGAGACAGAGAGAGCAGAUGUUCAUGCUGAAAGCAGAGCAAAUGAAGAGAUGUGAAAAAGAAAAGAUCACCAGAAUAAAUCAAGCCAGAGAACAAGGCUGGAAGCACAUCCUGACUUCAAGUGGAGGCAGCAGCCCAGAGAGAAAGUGUUUUGUGAGAGCUGUGAAGCGGGCUGCUGGGGCUGCCUCUCCUGCUCCCGCCUCCAGCAAGAGCCCCCCCGAACAAAGCCACCCUGCCUUGGACCAAACGGCCAAACCCCAGCAUAAAGAUGCCAGCUGGCUCUCUGCGGGACCGCGCAGUCCCCUCCGAGGUGAACCGGCUGCAGCAGGUCCGGUUCUGCCCAGCACCUCUUCCAGGCGCUUCAACCACAGUGCAAUCAAGAGGGAGCUUCAGAGGCUGCAGUGCGUCUCCAAACACGUGCACAUUAGCCGGCAGCGGGGUCAGAUGGCGGCUGAGCGAGCCUUUCAGGUUGAAGAGUUCUUGCAGAGGAAGCGGGAGGCCAUGCUCAACAAAGUCCGUGCUGAGGGCCAGCUGGGAGCGCAUCAAAACCUGGCUGCGAUCAAUGGAAGCCGGUCCAGUGGAGUUGGAUGCAGGCGACCUAAAGUCAACAAGGAGGAGGAGGAAUACCUGACCAGACUUCGGCAGAUCCGCUUGCAGAACUUCAACGAGCGUCAGCAGAUCAAAGCUCGACUCCGAGGAGAGAAGUAUGACAGCGAUGGCUCAGAUAGCCAAGAGGCCAACGAGGAGGCGGAGCUUAGGAGAAAGAAGAUAGAAGCUUUAAAAGCCCAGGCGAACGCCCGAGCCGCCGUACUGAAAGAGCAGCUGGAGAAGAAGAGGCAAGAAGCACACGAGAGAGAAAAGAGAGCCUGGGAGGACCAUCUUGCAUCCAAAGGGUUGAAGGAGGGCCUGGCAGGAGGAGGUGCAGCCGUCUCAUCCACCUCUGACUCCGAGGCUCCAGCCCCGCCUGCAUCCAACCCAUCCAGCCCAGCUAUCUCUAUGACAGCCGCCCUGAAGAACAUUGGAGCGAUCACCUCCCCAAAGGAAACCAUCAGUGACCCGGCUGCAGCAAUCCAGAGCCAGAAAACGCUGAUUCUGCAAAGACUCAACCAAAACCUGAAGCCCCAGAGCCCGGGGGGGGGGUCUGCUCCAGCCCCUUCAGAACCAGGCCCAGCCGUCCAGCAGAACCCGCCCUCCUCAAACGGAGACCGCAGGAAGUGGGAGGCGGCCGAGCUCCCUGUACUUCCUUUAUCUGAACAAACGUCAAAGGAGACGUGUCCUGCAGUACAAGCCUCCUCUCCAGAAGACAGACCUGCUCCUGGUGGGGACCGGAGGAGGUGGGACGCCGGUCUUCCUCUGGUCGUUCCUGCAGCUCAGCAGACCUUGGAGGAGACGUGCUUUACACUCAUUGAUCACACUGUGGGGGAUGUCAUACAGAUGGGGGGGCUGCUGGAAGAUGUUCCCAGGGAGGAGUGGGGGGCCAGUCCAGUGGGGCAGGUGCUGACAGUGCUUCAGGAGGCGGAGCCUCAACCCCUCAGCCAGCAGAUGGCGUCUUCCACCAUGAAUGAGGAUGGGCCGUCUGGCUGUGAUAAGCCUGACCCGGCUGAAGAAUUAACGUCUUCUGAGGACCAGAGCGUGGCUGAAGAAACCCCCAACCUCCAUGAGUCUCAGGGUCCAGUCGACCUGGAGUGUGUGGUUCUGGAGGAGGGUCCUAAACCGGCGUCCUCUUCUCCUGUUGAUGUGCAGCAAGCAUGGCAGCACAGGCCGCUUGAUGCUGUUUCAAGGCCCACCGACAUGAUGGAGACAGAGAAAACCCCCGAACCGUCUGCUUCACUGCAGCAGGAGGAGCCUCUGUUCGUGAAGUUCUGCUCCCCGGUCCACCGACGCACUGCCGCCUUAGCAGUCCUCUCUCCUCAGUCCUCCAUGGACGAGUCCUCCUCCUCGCUGGCCUCUCGCUCCCGAUCCGUGUCCCCCCUGCGCUCCAAGCAGCAGAACGCCCUCCUCAUUGGUCUGUCCACUGGCAUGUUCGAUGCCAACAACCCCAAGAUGCUGCGGACGUGUUCUCUGCCAGACCUCGGCCGACUCUUCAGCCCUCAGCGGGAGGGGGCUGCGACCAGCACGGCGGAUGCUGUCCCGGAAAACAACCUGGAGCUUGAAGACUUGGAGGAUGCGGCUAAAGAGGAGGAGCAGUCAGAAGCUGAAGACGCGUAUGAAGACGAGGACCUGCAGGACAUCCGGGCCUCCAUGGAGAGGCUGCUGCAGGAAGAGGCGGAAGAGGCGGUCAUGGCUGCUGGAGACCUGAACGGAAACCCAGCAGGAGACGCCGAGCAGGAGCUUUUUAGCAGGCAGCCUCCAGAGAUGCAUCCCAACAAUCAGAUGGCUGUAGAUGAUGAGGAGGAGGAUGACGAUGAUGAUGAAGAAGGGGAUGAUGAUGAUGAGGAAGAGGCGGACGAGGAGGAUGAGGAAUGCUCUAAUGGCAGUCCUGGUGAUGAGGAGGCAGGAGAGUUGCUGUCUAACGGAAUGGGAGAAGAGCGCUGCAGAAAUAACAAGCAGCUGAAUGAAGAGUGGCAUUCAGAUGGCAGUGAGGAGGACCAGGGGGGGGCGUCUGAGCAUCACGACAGCAUCUUCAGUCGGCUGGAAGAGCUGCGCUUCGACCUGGAGCAGCAGAUGGGUUUUGAGAAGUUCAUUGAAGCCUACAAUAAGAUCAAGGCUAUUCAUGAGGAUGAAGAUGAAAAUAUAGAGCUGGGCUCCAGUUUGGUUUUGAGCAUACUUGGAACAAAGCACCAGCAUCUGUACCCCAACAUCCUCCACCUAGUGAUGGCAGACGGUGCUUACCAGGAAGACAACGAUGAAGAAUGUUUUGGAGAGUGAAGCUGCUCGCCGCUGUGGACGCCUCAUGUCUUCCUACCAGUCUGUCCAGAGGGAUCUAUGCAUGACAUGUGGCAGCCUCACACUUGCAUGAUGUUCACUGCACUUCCACAGACUGUGUUUGACUUCAGGACGAGCACCGUUUCCCUGGUAACCCUAGUUUAUUUGUAGCGUCUGGGACGGUCUGGUGAGGGCCGUGUUCAUGUCCCGUUUUUCUGUGCUUAGGGUUUGGUUUUAUGACACGCUCAGUCAUUCACAGAGAAACCUCCCCAUACAAGAACCAGGAUCUACUCAAAAACCAAGGAACCUCCUUUUGUUACCAGAGUUUUCACCAGACCAGGGCUGAGAUUGACUGACUGCAUUUUUCACAUUUUUACUGUUUCUGUAGCAGAGUGUGAGCCCAGCUGAUUCAAUCAAUAUUUCUUUGAAUAGAUGCUGCCAAGAUUUCUUAUUUAUUUUAAAUUCAGGAUUGUAAACAUUUGUAUGGAAUAAAGAAAUAAAGAAAAAUUGAAGGUA
Molecule: messenger RNA, 4623 nt
Organism: Oryzias latipes (Japanese medaka)
Lineage: Eukaryota; Metazoa; Chordata; Actinopteri; Beloniformes; Adrianichthyidae
Gene: nek1
Product: NIMA-related kinase 1
Biological process (GO): protein phosphorylation
Molecular function (GO): ATP binding; protein kinase activity
Source: RefSeq, a predicted model, not a curated record